AUGGUGGUGAUGGCGAUGGAAGCAGUGGCACCCUCUGUCCUCAGGGCUUCCCGAAAUAGCUCCCGGGUCACCGCUGUGGCCCCCAGGCGCAGCCAGGGCCCCCCUCUGUCUUCCCCUGGCCCAGCACUGGCAGCAGUCGGCGUCCCGUUGGCUCCGGGAGCAGCAGCCCUGCACGCAGCCCGUGGCAGAGGCCAGCUGGCCCUGAGGACCCAGCCCCCAGGGCUCCAGCGCAGAGCACUCCCUCCGGGCUCUCUGCUUCCUCGUGUCUCACCAAACAGCUCUUUCUCCUCCUUCCCCAGCCCGAGGGAUCGCAAUAGCUACACUGGCUACAGGGGCCUGGAGCAGGAGCCCUUCCUUCCGCGGGGUAGGUUCAUUCGUCACGUGUGCAACGCCACGGUCCUACAUGCAAACUCAUGUGGAGUGAUUUUUUUGUGUAGCUUAGUUGGCAUUUUUAUGUUCCGAGUUGAUGUGUUCGUUAUGUUCCGAGAGUUGACGUUGUCCAUUCCCAUCGCAGCCCGCUUUGCUGCCGCGUGUCCCGCCUGUGUCGGACGGCCACGCCGCGGGUGUCCGCGUGCCUGCGUGCGUGCCUGGGUCCGUUCGGUUGGGUUCUGCCUUUGCUUUCUGUCCUCGAGUGGAGUUUGUAUCGAGCAACCUUCUUUUGGCAUCUGACUCCUUAGGUUUGUACUUCCUCACCAAUGUAUACUUUACAUCAGUAGGCUAUGUAAAGUAUUUUUGUGCACUUGAUUUCAUUGGUUAAUAAUGGCAUUGAUGUGGGUGCUAGGAGUAGUUUGUUUCAGUCCAUACCAUUUUUUUUCUCUCUUAGAGUUUUUACGGUUUCAUGUAAGCAGUUAAUGUAAAUAUUGUGAGCAUUACAGGUCAUGCGGUGUUGUAACAUUUUAAGAAAUGUUGCACCUACUUUGCGAUUAAAAAACUGGUCACUCAUACUUGAA
Molecule: messenger RNA, 950 nt
Organism: Gallus gallus (chicken)
Lineage: Eukaryota; Metazoa; Chordata; Aves; Galliformes; Phasianidae
Exons: 1
Coding region: 1-669 (222 amino acids)
Source: RefSeq, a predicted model, not a curated record